AUGACCUCAAAGGAGGAGCCAAAGUAUCAGACACCACCCACCUGCGAUCUGCUCAGCCUUCUGUUGAAGAACAGACGCCCCACUGGAGCUGUCAACGAGGUUUGGCCCAACCUCUACAUCGGAGAUGCGGCUGCAGCUCGGGAUAAAACCCUGUUAGCGAAACUGGAAAUAACACACGUGGUGAAUGCUGCAGAUGGCCCCCAGCACAUUGACACCGGGCCAGGUUUCUACGCAGACGCCAGCAUACUGUAUCACGGAGUAGAGGCACCAGACUGUAAAGAUUUUGACUUGAGCCCUUUCUUCAGUGAGACGGCUGAUUUUAUUCAUGGUGCUCUGAGCCAAAAAGGGAAGGUGCUCGUCCACUGCGCUCGGGGAAUCAGCCGCUCGGCAGCUCUUACGCUGGCCUUCCUCAUGAUCAAAGAAAGGCUCACACUGGUGGAGGCUGGGGAGGUUGUGUGCCGGCACAGAAACAUCCUCCCAAAUGUUGGAUUUCUGAACCAGCUCCGUGAGCUGGACUCAUCCCUAUUCACGUAG
Pelmatolapia mariae (spotted tilapia) is the source of this 534-nucleotide messenger RNA. RefSeq names its product dual specificity phosphatase 29-like. Lineage: Eukaryota; Metazoa; Chordata; Actinopteri; Cichliformes; Cichlidae. Gene Ontology annotation, biological process: protein dephosphorylation; negative regulation of MAPK cascade. The transcript is spliced from 3 exons. Gene Ontology annotation, molecular function: protein tyrosine/serine/threonine phosphatase activity; MAP kinase phosphatase activity. The coding region runs from base 1 to 534 and encodes 177 amino acids. Gene Ontology annotation, cellular component: cytoplasm. The record is from RefSeq and is a predicted model, not a curated record.